Messenger RNA from Rotaria sordida, 246 nucleotides. NCBI's taxonomy places the organism in Eukaryota, Metazoa, Rotifera, Eurotatoria, Philodinida, Philodinidae. The record is from the annotation of a GenBank genome assembly.
AUGAAACGUAUUGAUAAUGAAAUAGAAAAUUCAUCAACAAAAAAUAAUUUAUCAGGAGCUAUUUAUAUUUUAUAUAUAGAAUUUCUUAGUGGUCUUAUACCAUUAUUAACAGCGAAAAGUGUAUCAAAAGUUUGUCUGGAUUUUAUUAUAUAUGAUCCACAAAUAAAAACAAAUGAUUUAUCAUCAUCAUUAUCAAAAAUAAAUUCGCCAAAAAUUAUAACAAAAAAAAAUUUUUUUAAUCAUUAA